This is a messenger RNA of Plasmodium vivax (malaria parasite P. vivax), 1599 nucleotides long. Its product is annotated as hydroxyethylthiazole kinase, putative. Gene Ontology annotation, biological process: thiamine biosynthetic process. Gene Ontology annotation, molecular function: magnesium ion binding; hydroxyethylthiazole kinase activity; ATP binding. Lineage: Eukaryota; Apicomplexa; Aconoidasida; Haemosporida; Plasmodiidae. The record is from RefSeq and is a predicted model, not a curated record. The transcript has a single exon. The coding region runs from base 510 to 1418 and encodes 302 amino acids.
GCGCAUUACAUAGCCCUCUAAGUGUGGCAAAAUGUAUGGCACACUUUAUGCCUACCUCUUUUAUCACCCCUUGAGUUAUUCAAAUGUGGUGCAACUGCGCCUGGGUGAAGGCCUACGUAGGAAACGUUUUUUUUCCUAAUUAACCGCUUUGCCACAGCACCUGUUGAGUUUUUCAAGUGGGCAGUUUUUUUUUUUUUUUUUUGUGGGACCCCUCCAUUUGGUAUGGUACAAUUGUGUUUUACAUUGUGAGUAGGGCAACGCCCAUCCGCCGAUCGCGCCCCAUUUUUGCUCCCACCCAGGUGUGGGGAUACUACGCGUACAGAUGAGGCGUUCCUCCGCUGCUCCCACCACACGGUGAUGAAGAGACCACUCCAAUGGGCACAUGCCACCUUAGGGAUAUAUCCCCCCCCACGCAGUUCGCCCAAACGUGUAGUCUUUGCCACCCUUACGUGUAACACUACCGUUAGCGUUUUUUUUGCCUUUUUUUUGGGGGCCAGCCCUUGAGCCAGAUGAAUCGGUGGAGGCCUUUCUCCAAAGUGAGGCACUUCUCCGGCCUGACCAAACUAACCAAUGUGCGAGAGCACCAAGAUGAGAUAAUCAGCUGCAUAGAAAAGGUUAAGGUGGUGAACCCACUGGUGCACUGCAUCACGAACAGAGUAACAACGGAAAAGGUGGCAAACAGUUUGUUAGCAUUUGGUUCCUCCCCAGCAAUGAUUGACAACCCUAAGGAGGUAGAACAAUUUGCAGAAAUAGCCUCCUGCACAUAUUUCAACUUAGGCCUGCACACAAGUCAAGUGGAAAACAUACAUGUGCUAGACAAAAUGAGACAGGAAAAAAAAAAGGAAGAGUUCAUUUUGGUAAUCGACCCAAUAGCCGUAGGGGCAACACAGUACAGAACAAACCUCAUAAAAGACAUCCUUGUUAAGUGCAAGCCAAAUGUCAUUAAAGGAAAUGUAGCUGAAAUAUUUUACCUAGAUAAAGGAGAGUUCUUUGGGAAGGGGGUAGAUAGCAACAGUAGUUCAUCACAUACCCCAAAUGAUAUAAUUGCUAGCGCAAGGAAUGUUGCUUUGAAAUAUAACUGUGCAGUUGUCGUCACGUCGAAAGCAGAUAUCAUUGUCAGUCCCUGUUCAAAAUUUGUAGCCCAAAUUAAUUGUGAUUUAAAAAUUUUGACAAAAAUUACCGGCUCGGGGUGUUCGGUUGGUGCACUCUGCGCUGCGGCAACUUCGGUCAUUCCGCAGAACCCCUUUAUAGCAUGCACGGCCGCCACGCUAAUUUACAAGCUGGCCGCCUUUAAGGCCUACCAAAAGGAGACCGGCCCGGGUACACUCAGCCAUCAAAUAAUUGACAACAUUUAUUUUUAUUCCAACCACCCGCACUUUAUGAAUUUGCAACUUGUGGACGUGUACGCGGUGAGCUGAUUUGAAGAGCUAAUUUGGGGAGCUAAUUUGGGAGGGCUUCUUUUGGGAGAGCUAAUUUGGGAGAGCUUAUCUGAUCCACCCCAACACCGCUUUCCCUCCAUCCCCUAGCUCGCUUUUCCAGACCGCAACUUUCUCGUUAUUCAUACGCAACGGCGCCAAAUGGGCAAUUAACUAGUUCGUU